AUGGGGGGCUGAGGAGGAGUAUCAAGUGGGCCCAGCUUUUCCGAAACGAGACACAGAGUCACGAGGCAGGGACGAAGCAGCCACAAUCGCUGGCCGCCAUGACCUCACAAUUCCACCACCUUUUUAUUUUAGAUUGAAUGCAUUUCCGUGAUUAAACUUUCUGCUUCCUCUUUCGAAGCUGCGUCUUCUCCAAUGCCGCCGAUUCUCCAUCUCUCCCUUUCGAUCUCUCUCUUCCUCGUUUUACUAACUGCCUCCACUAACGGAUUUUCUGAAGAGAAGAACCUUUUGCAUUCGGAAAUACUAAAGGAUGAGGCAGUGGCAAGACUUUUUGAGCUUGGAAAGGUGAGUGAUUCAGAAGAAUUUCUUGAGAGAACUUUCCAAUCUGCAGCUUCUUUAAGAGCAGGAACUCUUAUUAGGAGAUGGAUGGAGGAUGCAGGAUUGCAGACGUGGGUGGACCAAAUGGGGAAUGUGCAUGGUCGGCAUGAAGGGCUAAAUCCAAGAGAGAAAGCUCUGUUAAUCGGCUCUCAUUUGGAUACUGUUAUUGAUGCUGGAGUGUUCGACGGAGCGCUGGGAAUCAUUACCGCAUUGUCUGCAUUAAAAGUGUUGAAAAUCAGAGGAAUGCUUGGAAAUCUAAAACGGCCAGUGGAGGUUAUUGCGUUUAGUGAUGAGGAAGGAGUUAGGUUUCAGUCUACCUUCUUAGGAAGUGCAGCCAUUGCUGGUGUACUACCCGUUUCAACGCUGCAGGUGCACGAUAAAAGUGGUGUAACAGUGCAAGGCGCUUUGAGAAUGAACUCCAUUGAUAUCUCUGAGGAUAAUCUCUUGCAACUCAAAUACGACCCUGAAUCUGUAUACGGUUAUGUUGAGGUUCAUAUUGAACAGGGGCCUGUUCUUGAGAAUGCUGGCCUUCCUCUUGGUUUGGUGAAAGGCAUUGCAGGGCAGACACGGUUAAAGGUGACAGUGAAAGGUACACAAGGGCAUGCGGGCACAGUCCCUAUGAAAAUGAGACGAGAUCCUAUGGCCGGGGCUGCUGAGCUGAUUGUAUUGCUUGAGAGUCUCUGUAAUCAACCCGAGAGCUAUCUGUCCUACGAUGAUUCAACCUGUACUGUAGGAUCAGCAGCACAGUCGCUAGCAGGAUCUCUCGUUUGUACUGUAGGCGAAAUUUCAACCUGGCCAAGUGCAAGCAACGUGAUUCCUGGCCAGGUGACCUUCACGGUUGACAUACGCGCAAUGGAUGAUCUAGGAAGAGAAGCAAUUAUAUAUGAGUUUUCAAAUAGGAUUCACCAAAUAUGUGACAGGCGUUCAGUUCUGUGUCUCAUUGAGCGCAAGCAUGAUGCUGAUGCAGUGGCGUGCGACGCUGACCUGAGCUCGAAGCUCAAGUCUGCGGCUUAUGCUGCUGUUAGACGGUUGAGUGGUGACGAUCCAGACGACAUGCCAGUGUUGAUGAGCGGAGCAGGACAUGAUGCAAUGGCCAUGUCUCAUCUUACUAAGGUUGCGAUGUUAUUUGUACGUUGCCGCGGCGGCGUUAGUCAUUCACCGGCAGAGCAUGUAUUGAAUGAUGAUGUUUGGGCUGCUGGUAUGGCGCUCCUCUCAUUUCUCGAGACUCUUAUGUAAAUAUAUACUAUUAUUCAUGUAUUACAAUCCUUCAAAUGUGAUUAAAUUGUCAGUGGAAAUGGAAUGGUUAACGAUCA
Messenger RNA from Salvia miltiorrhiza (redroot sage), 1688 nucleotides. Its product is annotated as allantoate deiminase 2. The coding region runs from base 193 to 1611 and encodes 472 amino acids. NCBI's taxonomy places the organism in Eukaryota, Viridiplantae, Streptophyta, Magnoliopsida, Lamiales, Lamiaceae. The transcript has 12 exons. Gene Ontology annotation, molecular function: hydrolase activity, acting on carbon-nitrogen (but not peptide) bonds, in linear amidines. The record is from RefSeq and is a predicted model, not a curated record.